This is a messenger RNA of Ilex paraguariensis (yerba mate), 306 nucleotides long. The record is from the annotation of a GenBank genome assembly. NCBI's taxonomy places the organism in Eukaryota, Viridiplantae, Streptophyta, Magnoliopsida, Aquifoliales, Aquifoliaceae.
AUGCCCCAAAACUCUUGCUGUGUCAAAGAUUUUGAGGGCAUGGAUGAGCUUCUCAUUUCUUGUCCUCCACGACAUAGAUUCUUCUUCCUCUUACUCAGUUUGUGCUUCAAGGGUUGGGAAGGAUCUAAGGAGAGAGGUUUUAUAGAGAAGAUCUUUGAAGUGGUCUCAUCAAUGGAGAAGAAUGGGGAUCCAAGAGGCAUAUCAAUGGGUCAAGAAGUUAUCCAUGGCAGAGUUGAGGUCGCUGAAGGAGCUGGGGGUUUCAAAGCCCACACGAGGAGGGCCCAUGGCGAAGCCGGCGAGUUGUAG